AUGAAGAAGAACAAUAGAUUGUCGAAAAAACUUCAAAGUCUCAAACUUUGCGGUUGUUCGUUAACGAACAAAACUAAAUCUGAUAAAGAAGACUCGUAUCAAAAAAAGGUGCUUAAUUCGUUUUUAUUUUAAUUUCAUUUUUUUCUUAGUUAAAAAAUUAUUUUUUCAGGAUCAAACUAAAGAUAAAAGAAAAAUGAGCCUUAAACCAUCAUCGCCGGAAAUCAAAAAAGCCGCGCAAGAAUUUGUGUCAUAUCUCAAUAAAGCUGUCACUCCAUUUCAUGCAGUUGAAGAGAUCAAAACUCGUCUAACCAAAGCGGGAUUCCAAGAAUUAGAUGAGAAAAAUACAUGGGAUAUCAAGCCAAAAACCAAAUAUUUUGUAACCAAAAAUCGAUCGGCUAUCUUGGCUUUUGCUGUUGGAGGAGCUUAUAAACCAGGAAAUGGAUUCUCGAUUGUUGUUGGACAUACUGACAGCCCAUGUCUUCGUGUUAAACCAAUCUCAAAACAAACCAAAGAUAAAUUUUUGCAAGUUGGAGUUUCAACAUAUGGUGGAGGUAUUUGGAGAACAUGGUUUGACAGAGAUUUGACUGUUGCUGGACAAGUUAUUGUAAAUACAUCAACUGGACUUGUUCAUAAAACAAUCGAUGUUAAAAAACCAAUUCUUUUCAUUCCAAAUUUGGCAAUUCAUCUUGAAACUGAUCGAACAACUUUUAAACCAAAUACUGAAUUGGAACUUCGACCAAUUUUGGAGACAUUGGCGGCUGCUGGAAUUGUUGGAAAAACUAAUGAUGAACCAUCGACUGAUCCAAGAAAUAUUGUCAGCAAUCAUCAUAUUCAAUUUUUGGAAGUUAUUGCUAAAGAAGCUGGAUGUAAACCAGAAGAAAUUGUUGAUUUGGAUUUGUAUCUUUAUGAUACUCAACCAGCGGUACGUUUGAAAUAUUUUCCAAUAGUAAGAAUUGUACCCUAAAUUUUAAAGAUCAUCAGAUCCGUUCCUUCAGAGGUUAUAUGCUAACUUGAAAAAUGAACCAAAUUUUAUUUUUAGGCAGUUGUUGGAGUUGAAGAGGAGUUUAUCGCCGGUGCUCGCCUUGACAAUCAAGUUGGAACAUACACCGCAAUAACUGGUCUUCUUACUUCCCUCGAAGAUGCUUCCUUCGAAUCUGAACCAAAUAUCAGAAUCGCCGCAUGUUUCGAUAAUGAAGAAGUUGGAAGUGCAACUGCACAAGGAGCUGGUUCAUCAAUCACUGAAUAUGUUCUUCGUCGAUUGGCUGUUGGUGGAUCAACAACAUCUUUCGAAGAAGCAAUUGCGAAGAGUUAUUUGAUCUCUGCUGAUCAAGCACAUGCUGCACAUCCAAAUUAUUCUGAUAAACAUGAACAAAAUCAUCGACCAGCUUUCCACGGAGGUGUUGUUGUUAAGAUUAAUGUUAAUCAAAAAUAUGCGACAACUUCUUCAACUCAUGCAACUUUGAAGCAAAUUGCUUUUGAAGCCGAGGUUCCAUUGCAGGUAAAAUUUAUUUGUACCUAUAGGAUGUUUGUCACUUUUUUCAAAGUGUUAUUUUUUCGGUUUCUUUUUUCUUCUUUUUUCUUUUUUGUCCGUUUUUCUAUUCUAUUUUUUUUCUAAAAAUAAUUCUGAAGACUGUUGUGGUCCGAAACGAUUCACCGACUGGAUCUACAGUCGGUCCAAUUCUCUCAACUCGACUUGGUCUUCAAACUAUCGAUGUUGGAUGUCCUCAACUCGCUAUGCAUUCAAUUAGGUAUUUAUAAAAAUUAAUUAUCAUUGUUGAUUGAAUUUUAUCAUUUUAUCCAUUUUUGCAGAGAAUUCGCUGACACUUCGGCGAUUUACAAUGCUGUCAAGUUAUACUCGGUGCGAAGGAUUUUAUUGAAUAUCAUGUGAAUUUUAAAUUGAUUGUUUCAGAACUUCUUCCGACGACUUCCGAAAGCAUUGCAAAGCAAUUGAUGAAUUUUGGAGGAUUGGGAUAAAUUUGGGAUGAAGCUUUAAUAAUGUCUAAUGAAUAUUUUGAAAUGGGUGUUGUAUUUUGAUUGAACAUAAAGGUUAUUUUCAAAUAGUCCCGAAACCAGGAAAUAACCAUGUUCUUAAAUUUUGAAAUUCUCCUUCUGUAGAAAAAUGUUCGUAGAGAUUUGUGCUUAUUGAAUUAGAAUUUAGUUUGCAGAAAACACUGUAACGUCCAAUCUAAUAAUUGUAAAAACCAUUAUUUUUACAGGAUUUCGUUGUUCGCAAUGAUUCUCCAUGUGGUUCAACAGUUGGUCCAAUUCUCUCAACUCGACUUGGUCUUCAAACUAUUGAUGUCGGUUGUCCACAACUUGCUAUGCAUUCUAUUCGGUAAUAUUUUCUUCUUUUUUUGAAAAAAAAUCAUUGAUUCAUCAAAAAUCCAUUUUUUCAGUGAAUUCGCUGACACUUCAUCAAUCUACAAUGCUGUGAAACUCUUCGCGGUAAGAUUUUUUGAAUUUGGGAAAAUGAAAAAACAGCUAAUUUUCAGAAAUUCUACAAUCGCUUGCCAACAAUCUUGUCGUCUUUCCAGUGAAUAUUUUUUAAAUGAGACUUUUUUAAUGUGAUGAUGAAUCCUACUAUUCAAAUAUAACUUAUCAUAAAUCUAUUUCGGUGUAUUCAAAAAUAUAAAUAUUAUAGUCAAUCAGCCAUGAACAAAAUGGUUUACGCGGCAACUUUUUGAACAAAACUUAUUUGGAAUUAUCUAAUAAGGUCAUCUCUAUAAUCCUGUAUUGGUUUUUUACUAUUUGUACAGCUACUUUUUACAAUGACGUGGAAUUUAGGCUAACUCUACAUAUAUUUAAUUUCUUGUUGAAAACUUAUUUUACGUUUUUUUUUCAUUCGCGGUAAAUAGUGAGGGAAAAAACCCAAAAACAAAUAACAGUUUUGGGAAUUUCACACUUUGUUCUAUAAUCCGUAAUUGGUUAUUUCGCAAUUUUUUUUAAUUACCCUCCCUUCUCCACUUUUCACUUUUUUAUUGUUUUCAAAAAAAACAGAAAAAUAUUUUUCGCGCCCUUUGCACCUCACACAGUAUUCUUCACUAUCUAUGUAUCUAUAGCCUUACAAUGGUCAAGGACAACAAAGCCGAGCUACUGGUUUUCUCUGCACUCUCCAAAUCUAUCACUUCACAUCGCUGUGAAGAGGAGCGCCCUCUUUUUUUUUCAUCUCCGCGUCUUUCGCGUUUUUUUGUCUGACCAACCAAUGACACAGAGAAAGAAAAGGCGUCGUGUUAGUCGUGGACAGCCACAAAAACCCGCCGGUUUUUGCUUUUUUUCAAAAAAAACGAGCUUUUAGUGGAAAAUGAGUAAUUCAUUGUUUCAUCUUGUUUAUUUAUUGUUUUAGGUCCAAUUUUGUUUUAUUUUUUAUCUCUUCUCGAAGUUAUUUUCUUUAUUCUUAUCAGUUCUUGCCACAUUUUUCCCUGAAGAAAAUCAAAAAAUAAAAAAUUCCUAAAAAAAUAAAACUAGAGAGUGUGCAAAAGUGAGAGACGCCGAGAAACACGCCAUAGGCACAUGGAUAUUAGUCAUCGUUGGGUCCCGCAGCGCGCGGUGUCCUUCAUCCCGCCAACUUUCAAAUUUAUUUUUUUUUGCUUUCCUUUUUUUUGUCAUUCACUUUGCAGGUGGUUUUUUCAGCUUUCUCUUUUUUUUAGUUCCCCAUUCCCGCAUAUAACGAAGUAAAAAUGAUGUUGUAAAUCAAUAUAAGCUUGUAUAUCCAUUUCCUAGGUCAUAAAAGAGCACUUAAUACAUGUUCUUCUUCCAAUUACCAUCUCAAUUUCAUUCAUUUCGUCUCUAAUCCUCCUUUCACCACCAUCUGCGUUUCGCAAUAUAAUAUCCUCCACUUUUUUCCCAAGCCCAAAUUUCGCAAUCUUUUUUUUGUUGUUGCUGUGCAGCGUCUACUCGCGUUUUUUUUUUCGUUUUUGAAAUUGCUGGUCUCUGUCAAAGAGAGAGCGCGCGCGCGUUCGAAUGAUAUUGAUCCAUUUGUUAGAAGUGCACAUUUUUGUUGGGUGUGUUGAGGAGCGAGAGCGCGUCUUUCCUUUUUCAAAAUGUUUCAUUACAUUUGUGGUUGGGUCGCAGACAAGAGUUUGUUUUUGUUUGAAGAUCAAACAUUACUUCUUAUGUUUUGUGGGAUAGGCUUGACUGAUUUACCCUGUUGCUUCGAAAAAAAGGACAGAACUAUCUAUAGUCGAAAAAGAUCCGGUUCUUAUUUGUGAAAUCAAUAACCCUGUUCCAUUCGUCUUUUUUUACCUAUCGUUUAUUAUUUAUGAACAACCCCACCCUGAACAAUUGCUUUUUCUUCUCUCUUUUCAAAAAAAUCUCUUCUUCAUUGUUUCGUAUCUUACAUUAAUAUGACAAAUGUUUCUUUUGCAGUUUAGCAGUCAAAAUGAGAGAAAUCGUCCACGUUCAAGCCGGACAAUGCGGAAACCAAAUCGGAUCCAAAUUCUGGGAAGUCAUCUCUGACGAACACGGAAUUCAACCAGACGGAACAUUCAAAGGAGAAAGCGAACUCCAAUUGGAACGCAUCGAUGUUUAUUACAAUGAGGCCAAUCAAGGCAAAUAUGUUCCACGUGCAGUUUUGGUUGAUUUAGAGCCAGGAACUAUGGAUUCGGUUCGCGCUGGACCAUUCGGUCAACUUUUCCGUCCAGACAACUUUGUUUUCGGUCAAUCCGGAGCCGGAAACAACUGGGCCAAAGGACACUACACAGAAGGAGCUGAAUUAGUUGAUAAUGUCUUGGAUGUUAUCAGAAAGGAGGCCGAAGGAUGCGAUUGUUUGCAAGGUUUCCAAUUGACUCACUCGCUUGGAGGUGGAACCGGAAGUGGAAUGGGAACCCUUUUGAUCUCAAAAAUCCGUGAAGAAUAUCCAGACAGAAUCAUGAGUUCAUUCUCUGUUGUCCCAUCACCAAAGGUGUCAGACACUGUUGUUGAACCAUACAACGCCACAUUGUCUGUUCAUCAAUUAGUUGAAAACACCGAUGAAACCUAUUGUAUUGACAACGAAGCCCUCUAUGAUAUCUGCUACCGUACCCUCAAAUUGACCAACCCAACCUAUGGUGAUUUGAACCAUUUGGUUUCAUUGACAAUGUCCGGAGUCACCACAUGUCUCCGUUUCCCAGGACAAUUGAAUGCCGAUCUUCGCAAAUUGGCUGUCAACAUGGUUCCAUUCCCACGUCUUCAUUUCUUCAUGCCAGGAUUCGCCCCACUUUCCGCCAAGGGAACUCAAGCUUAUCGCGCAUUGACUGUCGCCGAAUUGACCCAACAAAUGUUCGACGCCAAGAACAUGAUGGCCGCUUGCGAUCCAAGACACGGAAGAUAUUUGACUGUUGCUGCCAUGUUCAGAGGAAGAAUGUCGAUGAGAGUAAGUUUAAGAAUUAGGGGGCAAAAACAAAAUAAUUUGAUUUCUCUUCCAGGAAGUCGACGAACAAAUGUUGAACGUCCAAAACAAGAACUCAUCAUACUUCGUCGAAUGGAUUCCAAACAACGUCAAGACCGCCGUCUGUGACAUUCCACCAAGAGGAUUGAAAAUGGCCGCCACUUUCGUCGGAAACUCGACCGCCAUUCAAGAGCUCUUCAAACGUAUCUCUGAACAAUUCACCGGUACGUUUUGACUUUCAGAAACUUGGUAGCCGGCUAGAAACUUGAAAAUACUUUAACAGCUUCAAAAAUUACUCUGAAAGCCCAGAAUUCUAGAAAUCGGCAAGUUCGGUCCAACUACGUGGUUAAAAGCCAAGCUCAAAAAAAAUUAUCAUUGAAAAUUCCUUUUUUUUUAAAUCUGAUGUGAACUUUUGUGAAAAUUUUAUUUUCUAGAAACAUUUUUCCAAAUCAUUAUUAGAUAUUUUUGAAUCGUAUUUUGCUUAUAAUUUUAAGUAUCCAUUAUUAGAUAUUAGAUCAGAAUAAGUCUAGUUUUAAUUUUAGAAAUGAUAUAUAAUUUCACCUACCGUUACUGAUGUCACAGUUUUAAUGCAGUUGGUUGGCACGUUUUUAGAAAUGAGAAAUAAAUAGAUCAUUAAAUAGAAUUGAAAAUUAUGAGGCCGACACGCAAUGCUUAUUAUUUUCUACUGCAAUCAUCUAUUUCUCAUUUCUAUAAAACUCACAGAGUCAUUUUAAAGCUGUUUCUGAAAAAUUUCUUCCAAUCCACUCCCAAAUCAUCCCAAAAUAUUUAAUUUUUGCAGCAAUGUUCCGCCGUAAAGCUUUCUUGCAUUGGUACACUGGUGAAGGUAUGGAUGAGAUGGAAUUCACUGAAGCCGAAUCCAACAUGAACGAUUUGAUCUCCGAAUAUCAACAAUAUCAAGAAGCUACAGCUGAAGACGACGGAGAAGGAUAUGUUGAUGGAGAAGGAGAAUCAUAUGAGGCUGAACAAUAA
Messenger RNA from Caenorhabditis angaria, 6355 nucleotides. Lineage: Eukaryota; Metazoa; Nematoda; Chromadorea; Rhabditida; Rhabditidae. The record is from the annotation of a GenBank genome assembly.